AUGAGUGAACAAAGUCAAAGUGAGGAUGAACAAAAUAUAAUAAUCGAAAAUAAUACCAAUAAUAUAAAAAAAAGAAAAUUAAGCGAUGUUGAAGAAGAUGAUGAAAGUAGCGACAAUAAUGAACACAUAUAUGUACCAAAAAAAAAACGACGAAGAAAAAUAUUAACAAUUUUUAAUGAUUUAUUUAGCUGGAUUAUAAAUAAAAAUGUGAAAAAUCCAUCUAAAGAAAUUGAAAAUAUAAAUGAUGUAAAUUUUCUCAAUUUUAAUAAUGUCUUGUCAAAAAACUUCGGAGCAAAAGUUGCAUUUGUUACUGAUGAAUCAAUUAGUAAAUCAGAAAAUUUAAUUAUCGAAGAUAAAACAGGAUGGAUUACUAGAAGGCGAAGAGAUGUAGGCCAUGAAUGGCUAAUAUUUAAGUUAAAAUAUCCAAGUAUUAUAUAUGGAAUAGAAUUAAAUUUUGAAAAUAUGGAUGAAGAUAUAUGUCCCCACUUAUCAAUAGAAGUUGUAGAAAACCCCUGUAUCGAUGACAUAAUAAAAGAAGAGGAAUCAAUUAUUAACGAAACAGAUAAUAAGGAAGUGAAAACAAUAAAAAAGAAAAGUUAUAACUUUCUAGAAUCAUAUAAAAUAGAUAAAUCGAUAUCUGAUUUGUUAGAAAAUCAGAAUACCCCAUGGGUUGAAUUAUUACAAGCAGAUUGUGUUGAUUUUUUAAAACAAUGUAAUAAAAAAAAAAUAUACUAUUUUAAAAUUAAUGAUCAAUCUUUAAUUAAACCAUGGACACAUAUAAGAAUUAAUUUAUAUCCAGAUGGAGGAAUAAAUAAAAUUCAUUUUUAUGGCGAAUUUGUUUCUUUAUUUAAAAAACAUACUAUUGCAUCAAAACAAAAAAUAUUUCUAAAUAAACCAGAAAAUGGUUGCACAUUAAUAUAUUACCAAUGUGAUGAAAUACAUAAAGGUCAUCCAAAAAAUAUUAUCGAUUCAUAUAAAACUGAUGGAUUUUGUACAAAAAGAUUAUUUAAUAGACCACCUAUAAUCUUAAGAACAUUAACAUAUAAUUCAAUUAAAAAUUUUGCUAUUUUUAAGUUUGGAGUUAGAGGAAUAAUUGAAAAUUUUACAAUUGAUAUUGGAAAUUAUAAACAUGAUCAUCCUGAAACUAUACAAAUUUAUUUAUUAGAUUGUAUCGAUUUACUUACUUUAGAUUUAUUAGAGCAAAAAAAAAUAUUUGAAGACGAUGAAAAAUUAGCGAAAAAAAAAAUUGAUUGGUUUCAAUUACCUCCUUGUAAAAUUAAUACAGGCCAAAAAAAAACGUUUUAUAAUUUUAAUUUGUUAGAAUAUAAUUUUACCGAUAUGGAAAGAACAGCUACACAUUUUAAAAUUUCAAUUCAUCCAGAUGGCGGAAUAUCACAAGUUAAUAUUAUAGGUACAGUCUUAUCAAUCCCCCCAUAA
Molecule: messenger RNA, 1437 nt
Organism: Plasmodium yoelii
Lineage: Eukaryota; Apicomplexa; Aconoidasida; Haemosporida; Plasmodiidae
Product: allantoicase, putative
Exons: 1
Coding region: 1-1437 (478 amino acids)
Biological process (GO): allantoin catabolic process
Molecular function (GO): allantoicase activity
Source: RefSeq, a predicted model, not a curated record